AUGCAAAUGCCUGGUCAAAUACGUGGAAGUCCUGUUCCCCAACAGCAUUAUGUUCAAAAUCCUGUUCCUUAUAGAAAUCCUAUACAUCAAGAAACUACUCGCAAACGAUCACAUAAAUCUUCAUCACGACAAGCUGUACCUCAACAACAAGAAGAUAAUGAACCAUCAGGUGAUGAAUUGGACGAUAUUUCUGCAAGGGAUAUAGCCAUGGCAAGAUAUAAACGAAAUCACGAUUACUUUUCCGAAAUCUUUACACCAUAUAAUGCUGAUAGCAUUGAACCACCACCACUAGACAUAUCACAAAGCAAAGAAGAGUUAUUACGACUUAUUGACGAACAAAAACAAAAAUCAAAAGAACAACAAGAAGAACACGAAAAUCGAUUGGAUCAAUUUCGACAGGAACGUGAUCAGUUUUGGAAAUCUUUAGCAAAUCUCAAGGAAGCUACUUCAAUUGAAGCCAUAGACAAAGCAGCACAAGCAAUGGCAGAAACUAUCAAUGGUAAAGUGGAACAUAAUACAGAAAAUGUCAAUGUUAUUCAAAUACCCGGAUUGAAGGAAGAACCUAUCUUACCACCAACACAACCUCAAACACCACAUCAACCUUCAACUUCAACUUCAUCACAAGGAACACCAAAUCAACAACAACAACAACAACAUAAAGUAGAAGAAGAAAAAGGAAAUGAAACAAAUAAUAAUGAUGUGGAUAUGUUUACUAAUUUCGAUGAAAAUACUGAUGAUAAUAAUGACUUUUUUAAUGAAAUGGUGAAUACUGGACAAGAUGAUGAUGAUCCAAGUGUUAGUGAAUUCCUUAAUUCUGAUAUGGAUUUUGAACAACCUGAAAAACAAGAUGAUGAUAUGCAAGAAUAA
Messenger RNA from Halteromyces radiatus, 867 nucleotides. RefSeq lists its product as uncharacterized. The transcript has 6 exons. Lineage: Eukaryota; Fungi; Mucoromycota; Mucoromycetes; Mucorales; Cunninghamellaceae. The record is from RefSeq and is a predicted model, not a curated record. The coding region runs from base 1 to 867 and encodes 288 amino acids.